This is a messenger RNA of Neogale vison (American mink), 1309 nucleotides long. RefSeq names its product metabolism of cobalamin associated C (gene MMACHC). NCBI's taxonomy places the organism in Eukaryota, Metazoa, Chordata, Mammalia, Carnivora, Mustelidae. Bases 304 to 981 code for a protein of 225 amino acids. Gene Ontology annotation, biological process: cobalamin metabolic process. Gene Ontology annotation, molecular function: demethylase activity; FAD binding; cyanocobalamin reductase (cyanide-eliminating) (NADP+) activity. The record is from RefSeq and is a predicted model, not a curated record. The transcript is spliced from 5 exons. Gene Ontology annotation, cellular component: cytoplasm.
GAGCUAUGGAGCCGCAGGUCGCAGAACUGAAGCAGAAGAUUGAGGACACGUUGUGCCCUUUUGGCUUCGAGGUUUACCCCUUUCAGUGCCGCCUGUACUAAGCUGUGUGCUUGUACAAAGCUAAAUCAGCUCAGCUUGAGCCCUUUGCCGGAUGCUUAAGAGCAGCCCACUCCCACCCCUUCCACUGAGUGGCCCACAGCAGUGCUGGAAGAGGUGGCAUGGUAUAAUGCACUCCUGCCUCCAACCUUCCACCUAACCCUGCCAGGACCUACCCUGGCCUUCCUAGUACUCAGCACACCCGCCAUGUUUGACCGGGCCCUCAAACCGUUCCUGAAGAGCCGCCAUCUCCAACGACUGACUGACCCUGUGGACCAAUGUGUGGCCUACCACUUGGGCCGAGUUAGAGAGAACCUCCCAGAGUUGCAAAUCGAAGUCAUCGCUGACUAUGAGGUACACCCCAAUCGGCGCCCCAAGAUUCUGGCCCAGACUGCAGCCCAUGUGGCAGGGGCUGCUUACUACUACCAACGAAAGGAUGUGGAGGCUGACCCCUGGGGGAACCAGCACAUAUCAGGUGUGUGCAUACACCCCCAAUAUGGGGGUUGGUUUGCCAUCAGAGGAGUGGUGCUCCUGCCAGGAAUACAGGUGCCAGAUCUGCAACCCACAAAGCCCCUGGACUGUGUACCUAAAAGAGCUGACCGAAUCACCUUGCUUGAAGGGUUUAAUUUCCACUGGCGUGACUGGACAUACCGGGAUGCUGUGACACCACAGGAGCGCUACUCAGAAGAGCAGAAGGCUUACUUUUCCACUCCACCUGCCCAACGUUUAGCCUUCUUGGGCUUGGCCCAGCCCUCAGAGGAUCCUAACUCUAGGCCUGCUGAACUACCUUUUACAGUACUCAGACCCAAAAAACCCCAGAAUCCCAGCAGAGCCCACGGCCGGCUCAGCUCCCGUGUCUCACCACCAGCAUCCCCUGGCCCUUGACAUCCUCCUUCCCCUGAGAGCCCUACUGAUCAGUGGUACUUGCUGAGACUUGUUUUGCUUUUCAGCAAGGCAAGGUUUAAUUUUAGGUAUAUUCUUGAUAGAAGAAUUACAGAGAUCUUCAAUGAAGAUAAGGCUCAGAAUUUAGUCAAAACAAAUUAAAAACCCACAAUUCCCACCUGGUUUGGAUAUGGGGUUAUUCCUGUUAGCAUUUCUCCGCAAUGUUCCAAAAUGCUACUUGUUAUGAAGUCUUGGGGGCACCAAGGUGGCUCAGUAUGUUGAAUGUCUGCCCUCAGCUUAGGUCACAAUCCUGGGAUCCAGCCCCAUAUUU